AUGUCUGUUUCGGGCGCCGCUCAUCCACGUCGCCUGCGGAACUUUUGGCUAUUGGUUUCAUGCUUUUGUGCCGGUUCAAUCUUUACGAAGUUCUCCUAUGACAACUGGACCUCGAAUAACAUCAGUCCCCAGUUCGCCCCGAAAGGAUCUCAAGGAGCGACUCAUAUCGUCGUGGCAAGCCAACGAGGCGACGACACCGCGUGGCUGGAUUCCUUACCACAGUGGCCGAAAUCUAUCUAUGUGACAGAUGAUCCAACUGCAGGAUUAUCGGUGCCAGCGAACAAAGGUUGCGAAGGAAUGGUUGAUUUGACCUACAUAAUUGAAAAUUACGACAACUUGCCAGCCUCGAUCAUCUUUUCGCAUUCAAAACGAUACCAAUGGCACAACGACGAUCCUUUUUACGACGGCCUGGCCGUGCUUCAAAGACUAAACAUAUCCUACAUCGAGGCGGUUGGAUAUGCCAGCCUCCGCUGCUGCUGGACACUAGGAUGUCCUGUCGAAAUCAAACCGCUUCGAGAGGCCGUAGCCGAACACCCUGAUUCAGAUCCCGAUUCACCCAGAGCUAGAGCUGGAUCAUUCUUCAAAGCAGCGUUUGAAGAGAUGUUUCCAGGCCAGCCAGUCCCCGAAGAAAUCGGCGCUUCGUGCCGUGCUCAGUUUGCCGCAACGGCAGACACCGUUAGACAAAGACCUCGCGCAGUUUGAGCACGAAAACAGUUGAAAUUUCCAACGACACAUUGAAGUUGACAGGUGCUCGAUCUCCUGUGCUUCCUUUCCUAGCUCGUCUGGUAGCCAUCGAAUCGGCGAAUACCUUGUCGGGUGAUCACUGUCGUUAAAAGACCAAUCUAUGGUAGCAAAGUCAGGCACCCAACACCAGUCCGACAGAAACCAGAGGACAGGACCAGCAACAAGAGCCUCCACUGUUUCCUGUGGUGUAGACGGCGGCUGGAACCGCCAUUUUAAUGACCCAUACGGAGCGCAUAGCAUGGUUCCUCGAUAUUGCCUUUUUGUAUGGACCGAGAGGAACAGGAGCGAAUAUUUGGGCCUGGGAAACGUGAGUAUUGGAUCACUCACUGGCUAGACGUUUCUUGGGGAAUGCUAUUUGCAACAAGUCUGUGACAACCAAGUGUCCCGUCUGUUACUGGCUGUCACAGCCGCUGCGGAAUAGAUGAGGUCGAAAUCAGCUCAGCAUCGACGGCCAUUGCUGCCAAGAUCUUGUUACUGAGUGGAGUUGCACAAACCGGCUCCGUGGCAAUCACGCCAAGCUGCAUAUAACAUGACCACAAAGCUUUGCCCUUCAGGACUUCCUUUGACAUAAGGUGUGCGAUCACCCCAGCCCAGAGGGUUCACAGCAGGUCUUGCAAUACCACUUUGGUCGAUGUGAGCAGCCACCGCCUUCCGAUUCUUAUCAGCCCACGCCAACAUGUCGGUCGUCACCUAAAUAAGCUUAGUAAAUAUCUAAAGGGAUUCAAUGACUCG
This is a messenger RNA of Pseudocercospora fijiensis CIRAD86, 1476 nucleotides long. RefSeq lists its product as uncharacterized. The coding region runs from base 1 to 702 and encodes 233 amino acids. The transcript is spliced from 2 exons. Lineage: Eukaryota; Fungi; Ascomycota; Dothideomycetes; Mycosphaerellales; Mycosphaerellaceae. The record is from RefSeq and is a predicted model, not a curated record.